Beta vulgaris subsp. vulgaris (sugar beet) is the source of this 1543-nucleotide messenger RNA. RefSeq lists its product as uncharacterized. The record is from RefSeq and is a predicted model, not a curated record. NCBI's taxonomy places the organism in Eukaryota, Viridiplantae, Streptophyta, Magnoliopsida, Caryophyllales, Amaranthaceae.
UCCACUUUAUACAACAAACUUACAUAAUUAUUAAUUACUAAAUUUCACAAUACAAAAUGGAAGCAUGUCUAAUGUCCGGAAUAAGAUCAGUAACCUCGAGUGGACAUUGCAUUUGCACCAACAAAUUUUCAACUAUUUUUACCAACAGAAUUUCAAUUUCGUGUUUCUUCCAAAAUACUAUGACCUUGAAGUUAAAGAUGGAAACCCAAAAAAAUCCCAAAAGACCCACUUGCCUAUCUUGUUCUAAACCUCUUUCCCUCUGUCUUUGCACUCGCAUUAAAUCUCCAAACUUUGACAACAAAGUUCAUCUCACAAUUCUCCAGCAUAGUUUAGAGAGAAAACACCCACUUAAUUCUGCUAAAAUUGCCAAACUUGGUCUCAAAAAUGUUGAUGUUUAUACUGUCACUGAUGUUAAGUUUGAUGCUCAGUUUAAUGUUCAGCCAUUGGUGUUAGAUGAUGAUGGGUUUAAUUUGUUGGAAGAAGAAUGCACGUCAAGUGUUUGUGGAAAUGCUUCUGAGAGUUUGGAUUGUAAUGGAAGUUUAGCGAUUGAAGGAUCACGGGAGGGGGGUUUUGAUCAGGUUUCUGGUGUUGAUUUAGGGGAUGGGUUCGUUGGUGUUUCGGAUUCUGAGAGGUUUACGGAUGAAAUCGUCGAUUUUGAUAAGAACGAUGAUCAAUUGCUUGAGCAAUGUGAUGUUGAAAUCACUGGUGUUAGUGAUAAUUUAUGUGAGUGGAGAUGCUAUGGAAGGAAACCUGAAGCUUUACUGAGUGUAACGGUUGGUAAAUAUGGUGGAAUAAGCAAUAUUUCUCAUCAAUGGAAGCUGCAAGAUGAAGGGAAAACACCCAAUCUUGAGGAUUUGGUUGCCUCUCCAGAGGUUCUAGAAUCACUAGCUAGAGGAUUUGUGGUGCAGAAGCUGCAAAAGAAGCAGAAGAGUGGGAGUGUAGAACUAGAACAAUUUGAAGAGUUUCGGAUCACAGUUCCUCCAGGAUCAGCACUUCUGUUUCCAGCCCAAAAUGCAGUACCGGCUGAGACUAUCGACUUUGAGGUGAAGAACUUGAUUUUAUUGGACGGAACUUGGUCGAAAGCAAAUCGAAUGUAUAAUGAAAAUCCAUGGCUAAGAAUUUUACCGUCUGUGAGGCUAGAUAUGGAGAAGUUGAGCAUGUUUAGUGAAGUUAGGCGUCAGCCUAAGCCCGGAUAUUUGUCCACUAUUGAGAGCAUUGUGUAUGCUCUGAAGGCACUAGGCGAAAGCGAGGAGUUGGAGGGGCUGGAUAACUUACUAGAUGUGUUUGAGUCCAUGGUUGAAGACCAGAGACGAUGCAAGGAUGAGGCACUAAAGAAGCUGUCUCCUUUAUGAUAUUCUUAUACCUACCUGUUUGUUGGUAAUCCAUAAUAUUGUUUACUUGACUUCUGUUCCUAUUAUAUUUAUCACUUCAUUCUUGCAGAAUGAGGCAGUGAACGUUUACAUCUACCAUGCAUGGCAUCCUAGAUUGAUUUAUGGAACCGAUGGAGUAUAACAUAAGCCAUUAUGCCUCACUCUUGUUAAAA